AGCCCUUAAUGCCCAGCUAGAACCCUCAGCGCAGGAGUGCGAACGACAAGACUAGCCGCUACGGAGAUCGCCCGGUAGACUUUCUAUGUACUUGUGUAGUGCUCUGUACGCCGCGUAAUCUCGUCUCAACACAAAAUAAGCUCCCUUCGUCUCCUAGGGCUUUUAAUCGAUUUACUGCUCGCCCUUUCUCUCACUCUCGCUAUCUCUGCCGCUCCGCUUACACUGGUGACGCAAGGAGCUUUGGGCAAUGUCUGGGAUGGCAUCGAAGUUCGGAUUGGCCGGAGGGAUACCGGAGCGACGAGUCCGACCUAUUUGGGACGCCAUCGACUCUCGCCAGUUCAAGAAUGCUCUUAAGCACUGCACUAAUCUGCUUUCCAAACACCCCAACUCCCCCUACGCUCUUGCACUAAAGGCUCUCAUAUUGGAAAGAAUGGGGAAAGCCGAUGAAGCAUUGUCUGUUUGUUUGAACGCCAAAGAGCUAUUGUAUACCAAUGAUUUUGCAUUGAUUGAUGAUCUUACUCUCAGCACAUUGCAGAUUGUUUUCCAGCGACUUGAUCACUUGGAUGUGGCAACCAGUUGCUAUGAGUAUGCUUGUGGGAAAUUUCCCAACAACAUGGAACUAAUGAUAGGUCUUUUCAACUGUUAUGUUCGUGAAUACUCGUAUGUGAAGCAGCAGCAGAUAGCUAUCAAAAUGUACAAGAUUGGUGGUGAAGAAAGGUUCUUACUUUGGGCAGUUUGCAGCAUUCAAUUGCAGGUUCUUUGUGGUAAUGGGGGAGAAAAGCUGUUACUUUUAGCAGAAGGUUUGCUCAAGAAACACAUCACAUCUCAUAGUUUGCAUGAACCAGAAGCUCUUAUCCUAUAUAUUUCUCUACUGGAACAACAAUCAAAAUAUGGAGAUGCCUUAGAAGUUCUUUCAGGAAAACUAGGGUCCCUUAUAAUGAUUGAAGUUGAUAGGCUACGUUUACAGGGGAGGCUUCAUGCUAGAGCUGGUGAUUAUGAUGCUGCAAGCAACAUAUUCCAGGAAGUAUUGAGAAAAUGUCCUGAUGAUUGGGAGUGUUUCCUCCAUUAUCUAGGGUGUCUAAUGGAGGACGACAGUAGCUUGUGCAGUGAAGCUAAUAGUGAGCACAUUAAUCUGUCAAAAUCUGUAGAUUGCAAGAUUUCUCACUUAACAGAUGAAGUAUUUGAUUCUCGUAUAGCAAAUGCUUCGUCUUUUGUGCACCAGUUGCUGGCUGAGGCAAAUAGUGAUUCCAUAAGAUGUCCUUAUUUAGCAAACCUUGAAAUUGAAAGGAGGAAGCUUCUAAAUGGGAAAGGUGAUAGUGAUAAGUUAGUCGAGACAUUGGUGCAUUACUUUCUCAGGUUUGGACAUUUGGCUUGUUUUGCUUCUGAUGUAGAGAUGUUCCUUCAAGUUUUGAGUCACGACAAUAAGUGUGAGCUUCUUAAGAAGUUGAUGAAAGAAUGUCAAUCUAUAGAGACAGUUCCAACAAAGGCUCUUGGGAAGUUUAUUACGGUCUUCAAGAUCCAAAACAUUGUAGGAGAGUUGUUCACACUUCCCAUAGAUGAACUUGAGAAGCUAGCUGUUCAGAUGACAGACAUGUACUGUAAGAACCUCACAUUAUCCAAAGACUUGGAUGGACAGGAUAGUAUGUAUGGCGAAGAGCUUUUGUCUAUGGCAUGUAAUGUGUUGGUUCAGCUUUUCUGGCGUACAAGGAAUCUUGGUUAUUUGUUGGAGUCAGUCUUGGUUUUGGAAUUUGGUUUGACAGUCCGCAGAUUUGUGUGGCAGUAUAAGAUCCUUCUGUUGCAUUUGUAUUCUCACUGGUGCUCUCUUCCAUUGGCAUAUGAAUGGUACAAGUCACUGGAUGUCAAGAAUAUUUUGCUGGAAACUGUAUCUCACCUCAUUUUACCACAGAUGUUGGCAUCUCCCCUGUGGGCAGAUUCUAGUGAUAUUUUGAGGGACUAUCUGAAAUUCAUGGAUGACCACUUAAAAGAAUCUGCUGAUCUAACAUUUCUUGCCUACCGUCACAGAAAUUACUCAAAAGUUAUUGAGUUCGUUCAAUUCAAAGAACGGUUGCAGCGUUCCAGUCAGUAUUUGAUGGCAAGGAUCGAAGCACCUAUUCUACAGAUGAAAAAGAAUGCUAAUAGCAUUGAAGAAGAGGAGUCUAUUCUAGAAAGCUUGAAGUCUGGAGUUCAGAUUCUUGAGCUCUCAAAUGAAACUAGAAGUAAACCAUUGACAUUCAAUGAAGAUUUACAAUUACGACCUUGGUGGACGCCAACAUGCGAUAAAAAUUAUCUGUUAGGUCCUUCCGAAGGAGUAUCCUAUUGUCGUAGAGAAAACAUGCAUAAGCAAAUUCAACAAUCAGAUGCAAAUGUGAUUAAGAACAUUGAGAAGAGAUCCCUUCUUCCGCGGAUGGUUUUUCUGUCGAUGCGUUGUGCUGCAUCGUCAGUGAAGGAAAAUAUUGAAGUCAAUGGCUCGGUCUUUAAUCCUAAGCUCUCAUCAGAACUAAAACUUUUACUCGAUCAGUAUGCCAACACCUUGGGAUUUUCCUUCCAAGAUGCUUUAGAACUUGCCUUUGGAGUGUCAAGCGGCCAUAAACAGUUAGAGGAAUUGAACGUCGAUCUGGUUGGCUGGAUGAGUUUUGUCGUCUUCUUGAAUGCGUGGAAUUUACAAUCUCACGAGGUGGAUAAAGGUUCAAAUACACCGAAUAUGUGGCAAAUUGUGAAUUCUUUGCUGAAGAAGUGUAUAGAGGAAAAGAUAAGAUCAAUUGGACCGCAUGCAUCAGCUCCCGGCAGCGAUCUUUCUACCUUGGUGCAGUUGGUAACCGAACCUUUGGCCUGGCAUACUUUGGUAAUACAAUCGUGUGCACGGUCAGUAGUUCCUUCUGGAAAGAGAAAAAAGAAAGGCGGGGCCGCCGCAGAGCAGUCAAACGCCCGGCUUUCUCAAGGAAUACAAGAGUCUGUCCAAUCUGUGUGCAACGUUAUACAGGAGGUUUUGAAUUGGUUAAAGGAACAAAUCAGCAAAUCGGACGAUGCAAAACUGGAAAGCGUACUUUCUUCUCUUCACGGACAAAGUGAAGGGCCCGGGAAGGUCUUUCGAAUCAUAAACAAAUUAGCCUCUUCUGCAAACGAUAUGGAGCUGGGUGACCGCAUCUCCCAAGCAGUGCAGUCUUGGAGUCCCGCUGAUGUUGUAAGGAAAAUCACGACUAGUCAGGUCUUGGCGUUACACGACUUCAGCAAAAUCUGUGAAUCGAAACUAAAAUCACUACAGGCGCUGAAAGCUCAUUUAUAGCCUACCGAGGCGAUUGCUUGAUGGAUUAGGCACACGGUGGAGCUAAAUACAACGAGCAACGCCUCUGGGGCCUGGUAUUUUGUACUUCAAUUUUCCCCAUGUUAAAGAGAUUGCUUGCUUUGUCUCAUUAUUUCAAGGCAUUUCUUUCUUUGCAAUUUCAUUUGUUGGAUUUUCUUUUGGCUUGAUUUUUUCUUCCAUGUACACUAUAAACAAUAAUGUCUUCUCUCUCCCUCCAUCCCUCUCUCUCAGAUCUCAAUUUAGCAGCUUAUUAAUUGUAAACUAUUCACUGUGUUUUCAACAUAAAUUUUGGAAAUUUUUGAUUUGGUUUUA
Messenger RNA from Ipomoea triloba (trilobed morning glory), 3613 nucleotides. Its product is annotated as N-terminal acetyltransferase B complex auxiliary subunit NAA25. The transcript is spliced from 19 exons. Gene Ontology annotation, cellular component: cytoplasm; NatB complex. The coding region runs from base 248 to 3283 and encodes 1011 amino acids. The record is from RefSeq and is a predicted model, not a curated record. Lineage: Eukaryota; Viridiplantae; Streptophyta; Magnoliopsida; Solanales; Convolvulaceae. Gene Ontology annotation, molecular function: protein-N-terminal amino-acid acetyltransferase activity; protein binding. Gene Ontology annotation, biological process: N-terminal peptidyl-methionine acetylation.